CCCCUCCCUGUGUGCUCAGCGUCAGUCGUUCGGCCCUCCGCUGCUGCGCUAGGAGUCGGACACGCGCGAGCUUUCUGGGGGAGGCCGGGGGACACGCUGGGCAAGAGAUCGUUCGGCUUUCCGCGCUCACACCUGCCGGUUGCUAGGAGAAAAACGCCAGUGCGUUGGGGACUGCCGCGGGGCAUGCCGGACCAGCGAUCGCUCGGCCCUCCGCUGCUCGCGCCUGCCGGUUGCUAGGAGUCGAGGUCGCGCAGGCACGGUGGGCCCGCCGCGGGGCAUGCCGGUCCAACGAUCGCUCGGCUCUCGGCUACUCAUGCCUGCGAGAACGCGCAGGCGCGCUGGCCACUGCCGCGGGGCGUGCCAGGACUACGGUCUUUCGGCCCUCCGCAGCUCUCGCCUGCCGGUUGCUAGGAGUCGGAGACGCCGGCCCUGCUAAGGCUGCGUUGUCGCCGGGUGUCACCCCCGUGUCGUGCUUGGUGCGCGGAGCGCAGCUGGCCUCCCGGGCCUCCGAGUGGCGAUGGAGCCCGGAAAGAGAAGAACCAAAGAGGACACUUGGAAAGCAGAUGACCUCAGAAGACACCUUUGGGCUGCACAGUCGGGAAGUCCCAAGGAAGAAAAGAAACACAGAGGAAAGAAGCUGCAGAAGGAGCUGGAAGUCGGUCUCCCUGAACCCCCAGAGCAGAAGCACAGGGACCCCGGCCCCACGUACAGAGAGAAAGUGGCUGAGGGGGACGGCAACACCUGCAGGGAGGCUGCUCGCGGGGAGAGAGACCAAGAGAAGCCACGGGAGAGGAGGCGGGACGCCAGGGACUGGGACAGAGGGAGGCUUCGCGACAAGUCCCGGGAACAGGAUGCAGACAAGCCUCAGAAUCGAGGCAAAGACCGGGAGAAGGACCGAGACCGCCAGGCGCGCAAGGAGCAGCCCCGGCCAGCGGGCGCACACCGCCACCUGCUGGGCGGGGCGGGGCAGGAGCGGGAGCGCAGCAGGCGCGCAGUGAGUAAAGUAAGAACUGAAGACAAGGAAAGGCGAAAUGAAGACUCUGAAAGAGGAGAUGAAGAGAGAGAAAGAAGAUACCGAGAAAGAAAGUUGCAGUAUGGUGACAGCCAAGACAAUCCUCUUAAGUAUUGGCUUUAUAAAGAAGAAGGUGAAAGGAGGCAUGGGAAGCACAAAGAAGCAAACCGGGAAAAGAAACAUCGAGAAGAAAGCAGCACAAGGGGAAAAAGAGAGAAGUAUUCAAAAGGAAAAAGUAAUUCGUACUCUGACAAGGCAGGGGAAGAAAGACGCAAAGAAAAACCACAUAAAGAGGCUUUUCAUUUUGAUGACGAGAGGCACCGAGGGAGCCUGGAUAAAAAAGAGAGGUCGUCGAAGGAAGAGCAUAAGAAAAGGGAGCCCAAGAAUGGUGAGCACAGGAACCGAGGUGGAAGUUCAAAGAGAGACGGGACUGGCAGCCAGCAUGUGGAGAGUUUAGUAAAGAAUAAUGGAAAAGAUGAAGACUCAAGAAGGAAGCACAGCCGUGACGAGGUCUCCUCAGCGUGGCCAGAGACUCAGAGGCAAGGAUGUGAAGAAACUGAGGAAAUUGAAAAGGAAGUCAUUGACUUAGAAAAUGUUGGAACUGAUGAAUAUACAGCCGAUUUUGAAGACUAUGAAGACGACUUUGAGGUCUGUGAUGGAGAGGAGGAUGAUAACACCAGUGAGCCAGAAUCUGGAGACAAGGUCGAAGAACUUCCUCUCGCCAGGAAAAGGGAGAUACAGGAAAUUCAAAAAGCCAUUGAUGCAGAGAAUGAAAGGAUUGGCGAGCUGUCCUCCAAGCUGCUUCAGGAGCAAGAUCACGUGGGGUGUCGGCGGGACUCAGGGCCAGAUGCAAACAUUUCCCCUCCCAGAGCCCCGGUUUGUGGAAUUUUUGUGGAUUUUGCUACAGCCUCCCACCGUCAGAAGAAUCGGAGUCAGGCCCUUAAGCAGAAGAUGCGCAGUACAAAACUGCUUCGGCUUAUCGACUUGGAUUUUUCAUGCACAUUCUCUCUCUUGGAUCUGCCACCAGUAAAUGAAUAUGACAUGUAUAUCAGAAACUUCGGGAAAAAAAAUACCAAGCAGGCGUAUGUUCAGUGUAAUGAAGAUAAUGUUGAGCGAGAUAUUCAGACUGAGGCGGUCGACACCAGGGACGCGUGGACCCAGCACCCAGGAGAAGGCACGGCUGUAUCUGGCGGGAGCGAGAGCAGAGACCUGACUGAUGCGGUGGGUCCACCGAAGGUCGACACGCUGAGACUGUCCAGCUUUCUCCAGGCGGCCUGCCAGGUGGUUACAGUCUUGCUGGAAGAGGACCGUAUGGUAGCGGCACCCGGCUGCAGCCCCGGGGCACGGGGUGGCACCCUGCCCUUCAGCGACAGCGCCGCCCAGCUCGACACCUGCCUGCCGUUCCUGCAGCAUCGAAAAGUGUCCUUCUUGCACGCCUCUCCGGCUCAGAGACAGACAGUGGUGUCCGUGCACGGCCGGCUGGCUGAGGCACGUGCCUCCCCGCUGGACGGCAGCUACGUGCUGUGUGUGUGGGACAUCUGGCAGCGCUGCGGGCCGCAGAAGGUCCUGGUCUGUGAGUCAGAGGUCACGUGCUGCUGCCUGAGCCCCGUCAAGGCCUUCCUGCUGUUUGCGGGAACCGCACAUGGCUCGGUGGUUGUGUGGGACCUGAGAGAGGACUCUCGGAUGCAUCGCUACGUGAAGCUGAGUGAUUGCAGCUGGACGUUCCGGACGGCCACGUUUUCCACAGAUGGCAUCCUUACGUCUGUAAACCACCGCAGCCCUCUGCAAGCAGUAGAACCUGUCUCAGUGUCUGUCUACAAAAAACAGAGUUUUGUAUUUUCACCCUUUUCUUCUCAAGAAGAAAUGUCAGGUCUGUCAUUCCACGUUGCUUCCUUGGAUGACGGCGGGGUCCUCAACAUGUGGGUGGUUGUGGAAUUACCAAAGGCAGAUAUUGCAGGUUCAAUAAGUGAUUUAGGGUUGAUACCUGGAGGGCGGAUAAAGCUGGUGCACAGCGCUGUGGUCCUGCUGAGUGACAGCCUUUCCCAUAAAGGUUACAAAUUUUGGGGGUCCACACAAACACUGAAUGUCAAGUUUCUGCCUUCAGAUCCUAAUCACUUCAUUGUUGGCACCGACAUGGGUCUGAUAAGCCAUGGCACCAGGCAGGACUGGAGAGCGUCACCCAGACUGUUCAAACCCCGGCACCGUGGCGUGUGCCCUGUGAAAGUGAAUGUGAUUGAUUUCUCACCGUUUGGAGAACCAGUAUUCUUGGCCGGCUGUUCUGAUGGAAGCAUCCGGCUACACCAGCUGACGUCCGAGCACCCUGUCAUGCAGUGGAGUGACAGCACGGGGGGCCGCGCCGUCACAGGCCUGCAGUGGUCCCUAACGAGAGCAGCCGUGUUCCUGGCCCAGGAUGACUCCUCCUGUGUGUAUCUUUGGGACCUCCUGGAGAGCGACCUGGGUCCAGUAGCCAAGCAGCUCGUCUCUCCAGACAGGUUAGUGGCCAUGGCGGUCGUGGGUGAACCGGAGAAGAACAGCAGUGGCUUCCUGGCCCUGGUGCUGGCCAGAGCCUCGGGCAGCGUGGACGUCCAGUUCUUGAAGAAGGAGUGGGUGAGCCCAGUGGCUGACGAGCAGAGGAGACUGCAGCUGCUUCUGCAAGGAGCUGUUUAGGGCGAGCCUGGGUGCUGUCGAGACGGCCGGGCUGCGAAGGACCAAACGCAGGAGGCUUGAUGACACAGCGCGUGCUUUCUGCCUCGCGAGCGUGUACACUUGUGUAUAUAGGACACAUUCUGUACAGGAUUCAUUUUAUGAGUGUGUCCCUCCAGUAUUCCCAAGAAAUAAAUCACUAGUUUUGAAGGGAAACAGCAGACAGUUUUAGUGUAUUCUGAGCUUCAGAGGAAAUAUAGUUCUGUCCAGUAUGCUCUUUUCUGAGAAUAUUUCUAUUUAUUUUUAGAACAGCCUUAAAAUAUUGUCAGAUUUAUUCUAGAUUUUAAGCAGUCCACCAUGAAGAUGUACUUGAAUGAACAGCUGUCUUAGCCGUGCGUAAGAUGACACACACACAACUUUUUUCCGAGCAGAGGGUUUUCUCUGCCCUUGUUUGUCACUGACCCCCGAACACCUGCUGCAGCGCUCGGUACAUAUGCAGGGCUCAGGUCUGUGUUAAAUGGAUGACGGUCUUGUUCCUGUUUCCUCUGCGUCUCCCUAAUACUCGUGACAGUCACAUCAAAGCGGGAAGUCUGGGGGGCCCUGCUGUUAGUGAACGAGCACAUCCGCCCUGUGUCUUUUCUUCUCGCUUGUGACCUCCUUAACAACUGGCCUAGAAUAAAGAUGGACAUUGUUUGUA
Messenger RNA from Rhinolophus ferrumequinum (greater horseshoe bat), 4352 nucleotides. It is a transcript of the gene DYNC2I1, whose product is annotated as dynein 2 intermediate chain 1. The record is from RefSeq and is a predicted model, not a curated record. The transcript has 25 exons. The coding region runs from base 518 to 3679 and encodes 1053 amino acids. Gene Ontology annotation, molecular function: dynein light chain binding; dynein heavy chain binding. Gene Ontology annotation, cellular component: cytoplasmic dynein complex. Lineage: Eukaryota; Metazoa; Chordata; Mammalia; Chiroptera; Rhinolophidae. Gene Ontology annotation, biological process: intraciliary transport.